Molecule: messenger RNA, 486 nt
Organism: Stylonychia lemnae
Lineage: Eukaryota; Ciliophora; Spirotrichea; Sporadotrichida; Oxytrichidae
Source: the annotation of a GenBank genome assembly
AUGUCCAAAAAGAGUAGAAAGCAAAGAGAACGCAAGAGAAAAACUCAAAAAGAGGAAGAAAAAGCACAGCCCAAAAAGUAUAAACCAGAGGAGUUAAAAGAAAAAGAGAACAAUAGACAUGUCAGAAAUGACUCUCUUAAUUAUCUCGUUCUCUGGAAAGAAAAUCAUGAAGUCUGGAAGUUUAAGAAAUCUAGAUAGGUCUUCUUGUUUAAAAACAUGUAUAACGUUGAGAAAGUACCGACUAAGCAUUUUAAGAUCUUAAAGAAAUAUAUCAAGGCUAUGCAAGGUCAAUAAAAAGAGAAAAUAUUGGAAGAAGCACUAGCAAUUAUCGAAAAACCUCAAGAAAAGAUAGUAUUCGAUGACAUUGAAAAGAGUUAAAUAGAUUAAUGCGAUACUAGUGUUGAAAAACAAAAGAUGUAAGAGCAAUUGUUACAGAGUAAGCUCAAGAGAGCUGAGAAAAUAGCAAAAUGCCUCUCUAAAGAGUGA